GGAGACCCAGGCUUCCUCUAGCGGGAGUCCAGGUCUUACGUAAAAUGGAUGUUUCUCACCUUGAUACUGAAUAUUAAGUAGAAAAUCUAUUUAGUAAAAUCUAAGCUGCCAUGGAAGAAAUACCAAUAAAAGUUGCUGUAAGAAUUAGACCUCUGCUAUGCAAAGAAAUUCUUCAUAAUCAUCAAGUUUGUGUGAGAGUUAUUCCAAACACCCAGCAAAUUAUCAUUGGGAGAGAUAGAGUCUUUACUUUUGAUUUUGUUUUUGGGAAAAAUUCCACUCAAGAUGAAGUUUAUAAUAUGUGCAUAAAACCACUAGUAUUGUCACUCAUCGAGGGCUAUAAUGCAACUGUUUUUGCCUAUGGACAAACUGGAUCUGGGAAGACUUACACCAUCGGAGGAGGCCAUAUUGCUUCAGUUGUGGAGGGUCAAAAGGGUAUCAUUCCUCGAGCUAUCCAAGAAAUAUUUCAAAACAUCUCUGAAAAUCCUAGCACUGAUUUUAAAAUAAAAGUGUCAUAUAUAGAAGUAUAUAAGGAAGACCUAAGAGAUCUUCUAGAAUUGGAGCCAUCUAUGAAAGAUCUUCAUAUACGAGAAGAUGAAAAAGGAAACACAGUGAUCGUUGGGGCCAAGGAGUGCCAGGUGGAGAGUGCAGAUGAAGUGAUGAGCUUCCUGGAGACAGGGAAUGCAGCCAGGCAUACAGGUACCACCCAAAUGAACGAACACUCCAGUAGGUCACAUGCGAUUUUUACAAUCAGUAUUUGUCAAGUUGAGAAAAAUACAGAGGAAGCUGAAGAUGGAUCGCGGUGUUCCCAUCGGCAUAUUGUCUCCAAGUUCCACUUUGUGGAUUUGGCUGGUUCAGAAAGAGUAACCAAAACGGGGAACACUGGUGAACGGUUCAAAGAAUCCAUUCAAAUCAAUAGUGGGUUGCUGGCUUUAGGAAACGUAAUAAGUGCUCUUGGGGACCCACGCAGAAAGAGUUCACAUAUUCCAUACAGGGAUGCUAAAAUUACCCGGCUACUCAAGGAUUCCCUGGGAGGCAGUGCCAAGACAGUCAUGAUCACUUGUGUCAGCCCAUCCUCCGCAGAUUUUGACGAAUCCUUAAAUUCUCUCAAGUAUGCCAACAGAGCACGCAACAUAAGAAACAAACCCACCUUGAACUUCAGCCCUGAGUCAGAGCGAAUGGACGAAAUGGAAUUUGAGAUUAAGUUGCUUCGAGAAGCUUUGCAAAGCCAGCAGGCCAGUAGUAUCAGCCAAACGAGCCAGAUCCGGGAGGGUACUCCUGAUAAAAAUAGGAUCCUUUCUCUUGAGGAGCAAGUAGCUCAGCUCCAAGAAGAAUGUCUAGGUUACCAAAAUUGUAUACAGGAAGCCUUCACUUUCCUGGUGGAGUUAAAAGAUGCUGUCAGACUAAACCAAAAGCAGCAACACAAACUGCAGGAGUGGUUUAACUUGACCCAGGAGGUCAGGAAGGUACUUCUCACCUCGUUCAGAGGAAGCCGAGGCAUUGGAAACCAGGAAGAAGGACCACAACAUGUUACAGUUCUUCAACUGAAGCGAGAGCUAAAGAAAUGCCAGUUGGGUGGGGGAAUCACUUGUAAGGUCUACACAAGUCCUUCUGUGUACUCUCUGGAUCGAGUAGUUGCCGGAUUUCGAACACGAAGUCAGAUGCUGCUGGGUCACAUAGAAGAACAAGAUGAAGUCCUCCACUGCCAAUUUUCUGAUAACAGUGAUGAUGAAGAAUCAGAAGGCCAAGAGAAAUCUGAAAUGAGACACAGAAGUCGCUCAUGGAUUCAAAAGUCAGGCUCUGUUUGUCCUCUUAUUGGAUUGAAUGAUAUUCAUGAUCAAACACAAAAGUCAAGUUUGGGGAAUGAAGAUUUAAAGAUUGAAUGUCUUCAGGAGAGUCAAGAGUUGAAUUUGCAAAAAUUAAGGAAUUCAGAACUCAUACUUACUGAAGCUAAACAAAAAAUGAGAGAACUUACAAUUAACAUCAAGAUGAAGGAAGAUCUGAUUAAAGAAUUAAUGAAAACAGGUAACGAUGCCAAGUCUGUAAGCAAACAGUAUUCUCUGAAAGUAACAAAACUUGCACACGAAGCAGAACAGGCAAAAGUGGAAUUAAUUGAAACAGAAAAGCAGCUACAGGAACUGGAAAAUAAAGACCUUUCUGAUGUUGCUUUGAAAAUAAAAUUACAGAAGGAGUUCCGUAAAAAGAUGGAUGCCGCAAAGCUAAAAGUCCAGGAACUAAAGUUAAAAACAGAAUUGGAAGUAGGUCUAAAACUGAAAGCUGAGGACCUUGAUGCAUUGAAGAUGAAAAGGAGAAAAUGUUCGUUUGGAAAUAUAGACCAAGUCCAGAAAUUGGAUGAGCAAAAUAAAUGGUUAGAUGAAGAAGUAGAGAAAGUUCUGAACCAACGCCAAGAAUUAGAGGAGCUGGAAGAAGACUUGAAGAAACGGGAAGCCAUAGUUUCUAAGAAGGGGGCCCUGUUACAGGAGAAGAGUCACCUGGAAAAUAAGAAGUUGAGAUCUAGUCAGGCCUUAAACACAGAUAGUUUGAAAAUAUCAACUCGCUUGAACUUAUUGGACCAAGAGUUAUCUGAAAAGAAUGUGCAGCUCCAGAGCAGCACAGCGGAGGAGAAAAUAAAGAUUUCAGAACAAGUUCAAGCCCUCCAGAAAGAAAAAGAUCAGCUACAGAGACAAAGAAACAGUGUGGAUGAGAAACUUAAAAAUGGUAGCGUGUUAUCACCUGAAGAAGAACAUGUUCUUUUCCAACUUGAAGAAGGGAUUGAGGCUUUGGAAGCUGCAAUUGAAUACAAGAAUGAAAGUAUCAAGAGUCGCCAGAACUCACUCAGAGCUUCAUUCCAAAACGUCUCUCAUAGUGAAGCAAAUGUCUUGGAAAAACUAAUGGGCCUGAAUCCUACUGAGAUUAGAGCUAUUUUUUUCAAAUAUUUCAAUAAGGUGGUUAAUUUGCGAGAAGCUGAACGGAAACUACAGUUAGAGAAUAAAGAAAUUAAAAUGAAGGUUCUGGAAAGGGAUAAUAUGGUUCGUGAGUUGGAAUCUGCACUGGAACAUCUGAAAUUGCAGUGUGACCGGAGACUGACCCUCCAGCAAAAGGAACAUGAGCAAAAAAUGCAGUUGCUGUUACAUCAUUUCCAAGAGCAAGAUGGGGAAGUCAUUGUGGAAACUUUAAAAACAUAUGAAGAUAAAAUCCAACAGCUGGAAAAAGAUCUUUAUUUCUAUAAGAAAACAAGCAGAGAUCUUAAGAAGAAACUUAAGGAACUGUUAGGGGAAGCAAUUCAGAGGCAACUGGCACCAUCUGAACAUCAUGAUGCUGGAGAUGGAGUCCUGAACGAAGGAGAAGCAGGCAUGGUUUCAGAAGAAUUAAAAUGGGCAUCUAGAACUCAAAGUAUGAAAUUAAGUGGAAAGGAAAGAGAAUUAGACUGUUCAGCAAGUAGCUUAAGAACACAACCAAAUCCUCAGAAGCUCUGGGAAGAUGGUCCAGAAUUACCUCCAAUUUGUAGCCCUUUAGCACCCACUAGUGGGCAUUUGGUAAGCAAUGAGGAUAAAACAGAGCUAGAUGAAAAUCAGUUUACAAAAUCUCACAGUCAACCAUCACCCCAAGUUCAGCCAGUGAGAAAUGUGGGACAGAUUCAUGGUGUCACACCUGUAAAGUUGUGUCGCAAAGAGUUACGUCAAAUUUCUGCCUUGGAACUGUCAUUACGACGUUCCAGUCUUGGAGUUGGAGUUGGAUCUAUGACUGCUGACUCUAUUGAAGUAGCUAGGAAACAGUGACUUAAAAACUUAGGUAGUUACUAAUAGAACUUUUUAAUUUAGUAGAUAUAUAAGAUUCCUUUUUCUAAUCUGUUUAAAAUUAAAGCUUAAGCUCACUGGCUCUUCUCUCAGGAUAAAGGAAGAAGGGGAAGAAGUAUUCCCUAAUCCUUUUGUAUAUUAUAGAUGUGUAUAUCUUCUAUACUACAUUUGGGGAGUUUUAUUUUGCAUUUCCAUAAUAGCCAAACACACAUUUUUCAAUACUAUCAAGUAAUGGAAUAUUUAAAUAUUUCCACUUACAAAUUUGCCCAAAAUUCUUUUCCAGGCGUAUUUGAAGAACAAGGCUAAGAGUAGAAUAAUAAACUAUCCAUUAAAUGUAUAUUGUUAUAUAAUGUAAAAGUAUACUAUGUAAGUAUGUAAUAAUGCAGUAAUUAUAUCUUAUAAGUUUAUGUUACUGUUAUUUUCAAAUAAAAGUAUGUUUUUGUUCUUUUUAAAAGACCCAGUUAAAUAUUGCUUAUGUCAGAAGGAGAGUCACCUGUUGCAUAUGUUUUGACA
Messenger RNA from Hipposideros armiger (great roundleaf bat), 4307 nucleotides. It is a transcript of the gene KIF27, whose product is annotated as kinesin family member 27. NCBI's taxonomy places the organism in Eukaryota, Metazoa, Chordata, Mammalia, Chiroptera, Hipposideridae. The record is from RefSeq and is a predicted model, not a curated record. Gene Ontology annotation, cellular component: microtubule associated complex. Gene Ontology annotation, biological process: spindle elongation; mitotic spindle organization; microtubule-based movement. The transcript has 15 exons. Gene Ontology annotation, molecular function: ATP binding; microtubule binding; microtubule motor activity. The coding region runs from base 111 to 3776 and encodes 1221 amino acids.